UUGGCGCCAUGGUCUUUAUCACACUCUCACGCUCUCCUUUUCCUAAUAUAUAUCAAGAAUAACCAAAAUUUCCCAAUCAUCUCUGUUCUCAGUUUUCACAAUACAGUUCCUAUCUUCCACCUCUGAAUUUUCAACAAUGGCUAACGUAAGCGGCACCAUUCCCACAUCUCAUUUUCUAAGAGUGAAGAAACUCUCCGACAAAGCUGUUAUACCUUCCAGAGGCUCCCUUCUCUCCGCCGGAUACGAUCUUUCCAGUGCUACCGAUACCAAGGUUCCAGCUCGAGGAAAAGCUCUGAUCCCCACCGAUCUCUCCAUCGCCGUCCCCGAAGGAACCUACGCCCGCGUUGCACCGAGAUCGGGAUUGACUUGGAAGCAUUCGAUUGAUGUCGGUGCGGGAGUUAUUGAUGCUGAUUAUAGGGGUCCGGUUGGGGUUAUACUGUUCAACCAUUCUGAUGUUGAUUUUGAAGUGAAAGUCGGUGAUAGGGUUGCUCAGUUGAUCAUUGAGAAGAUUAUUACUCCGGAGGUUUCUGAAGUUCAGGAUUUGGAUUCUACGGUUAGAGGUGAAGGUGGUUUUGGAUCUACUGGGGUUUGAUUAUGAGUGAAGAGAAUGGUUGAUUUAAACCGUUUUAUAAUUGUGUUUGUACUUGGGGUUUUAAAGUGUUAACCUUUAUGUUUUCAGUAUUAAGGAAGGCAUUCUCUGGUAUUAACAUCUAUAUGAAUAUUAUUCGUAAUGGAAAAGGUAGUGUUAUUUGAAACAA
Molecule: messenger RNA, 758 nt
Organism: Lathyrus oleraceus (garden pea)
Lineage: Eukaryota; Viridiplantae; Streptophyta; Magnoliopsida; Fabales; Fabaceae
Product: deoxyuridine 5'-triphosphate nucleotidohydrolase
Exons: 2
Coding region: 137-592 (151 amino acids)
Biological process (GO): dUMP biosynthetic process; dUTP catabolic process
Molecular function (GO): dUTP diphosphatase activity; magnesium ion binding
Source: RefSeq, a predicted model, not a curated record